AUCGAUGCACGCAUCAUAACUUUUAGGGCGGUGUUCGCAUUUUGUUUUCAUUAAUUUGAUGCUCAAGAAUUGUUAAUUAAAUUUAUAUUAAGACGCAACUCAGAAUGCAAACAAUGGAGAAAUGCGUGUUAGCGAUUGCUGUACUAUGCUUUCUGCUGCAAACAGCUUCGGCCAUCAAAUGCUGGGAAUGUCGCUCUGAUAGCGAUCCCAAGUGCGGAGAUCCCUUUGAUAAUAGCACGUUAGCGAUUACGGAUUGCCAACAGGCCAGCGAACUGGAGCAUCUGAAGGGUGUCCGACCCACGAUGUGCCGCAAGAUCCGCCAAAAGGUGCACGGGGAGUGGCGUUACUUCCGGAGCUGCGCCUACAUGGGCGAGCCGGGCAUUGAGGGCGACGAACGCUUCUGCCUGAUGCGCACCGGCAGCUACAACAUCUUCAUGGAGUACUGCACCUGCAACAGCAAGGAUGGCUGCAACGGCGCCGGCCUGCAAAGGAGUAACCUGCUCAACGUCCUCCUUGGCACUUUCGCCGUCGGCCUUGUGGCGCACUUUCUGCGGCAAUAGACGUGCCAUCGCCGUCGCCUUUAGCGAAUGACAACUGUACUCGAAUACUGUUUGUGUAAUUUUUAAAUGUGCCUUCGAACUCGAACUAAACUUAACUAAUGAAACGCAAUUCCGUCCUGCCUUUGCGUACAUAUCUAGAGAUAUCUAAACACUCACAUUGUAUAUGUAUUACGAUCGAAUAUAUAUAUCUUUAUUUCGAUAUAUACAUAUACCUAUUCACAUUCCGUAUCAAUUAAGAUUAAGCGCAAUCUCGUUUAUUUUGUAUGCCGAUUUUUACACUUGUUUAGUUUAAGUGACGAAAGUUUACAAAUUUUUAUUGUAAUACCAAUUAGAACAUUUUUACAACCGAAUAAAAAUCAUUUAAAUA
This is a messenger RNA of Drosophila arizonae, 927 nucleotides long. It is a transcript of the gene crok, whose product is annotated as crooked. The record is from RefSeq and is a predicted model, not a curated record. Lineage: Eukaryota; Metazoa; Arthropoda; Insecta; Diptera; Drosophilidae. Gene Ontology annotation, biological process: positive regulation of voltage-gated potassium channel activity; regulation of synaptic transmission, cholinergic; sleep.